Molecule: messenger RNA, 1743 nt
Organism: Salmo salar (Atlantic salmon)
Lineage: Eukaryota; Metazoa; Chordata; Actinopteri; Salmoniformes; Salmonidae
Product: small EDRK-rich factor 2
Source: RefSeq, a predicted model, not a curated record
CUAGCUGCCGCCUCUACGCCAUUCAUGGCAAAUGCGUUGUGCUUUGGCCAGAGACGUUCUAGCAAUGGCUAGCUAGCAAGGUUAGGUUCGCUACUUAAUAGCUAUCCAGCUUUCUUUAACGUUGGCUAUCUACAGUAUCUCCAGCCAAACAGCCAGCCAUUGGUCUGUUAUCGCAUUUCCUUCGCCUAAAAAUUACACGUUUAGCCUUGCAAACCUAGUGUUUGUUUACUUUGGUGGCCUAACGUUAGCGAAUGUAGCUAGCCAUCGAAUGACAAGUUGUCUGAAAUAGUAGGGGUUUGUUUCUGUUAGGCUGGACACAUGACAUUUUUAACGCUGUUUUUUCCUGAUAAAACGAGUUAAUUGCAUCCGCCGUGGAGCCCGUAUGACCCAGCCUCUUGCCGUAGUUCUGUCUCUAUUGGACACGUGACAUUUUUAACGCUGUUUUUUCCUGAUAAAACGAGUUAAUCGCAUCCGCCGUGGAGCCCGUAUGACCCAGCCUCUUGCCGUAGUUCUAUUGAGCUGCGCGUCACCAGCGUUCUGUUCUCAGCUUAUUGUUGUUCUACGUCACAAUGCCUGCGUUCUAUUGUUAACAAUGAGACCUGCCACGUUGUUGGUAGUUCAGAUGGAAACUCAGUCAACUCAGCUCGUCCCAUUGUUUCCUAUAGGAGGAAACCAGCGUGAACUUGCCCGAGCGAAGAAUGCCAAGAAGCAAGCAGACCAGACCAAGGGCAAGAAGAGUGAGGAUGGGUUGUCUGCUGCUGCACGCAAGCUGAGGGAUGCAGAGAUAAUGCAGCAGAAGCAGAGAAGGGCAGCUGACAAGGAAGGUCAUGACCCCAAGUCCAAAUAACGUCCAGAAGACAGACACCCGUCCCAUUGUGUCACAGGACUUCUUCUUGAUGUUAUGAGAACGGAUCUCUACAUUUUAGAUUCCUACAUUCUUCCCUUAUGGCAAAUCACACUGCUCGUUGUGGCUUAUUGGAUUCGACCGUAAUAAACUAUCUACCUGAUUGAAUUAAUAGAGCGAAGGAUUUAGCGGUUUGCCCACGUUGAUUCUGCAUGUCUCAUUCUGAACAUUAUUCUAUAGUGUAGCAUGAUGACCACCAAGCCACAAUAUACCUGUAGAUUUUUAUAGCAAACUGUGUGCCCCGCUGAUUCCAAAUAAAGUGUAUGUCUUUUUAGUUCAUGUUUGCUUGUGUUAUUUAGCACCAUAACUGAAGCCUUAAGGGUUAGGGGUUAGGGUUAAGGGGUAGGGGUUAACCCUAACCCUUGUAUUAUUUAGCACCAUAACUGAAGCCUUAGGGUUAGGGGUAGGGGUUAACCCUAACCCUUGUGUUAUUUAGCACCAUAACUGAAGCCUUAGGGGUAGGGGUUAACCCUAACCCUUGUGUUAUUUAGCACCAUAACUGAAGCCUUAGGGUCCUCUAGCAGCUGUAGCCACAGCAUCAGAGCUCUGUUCUAGUUUAUCCUCUGUCACCAUUUGAGACGGGUUAAAGGGUUGAUACUGCCUAUCUCCAAUAUAGAUAUUGGACUCAGAGGAGGUUGUUUUGUCAGAGCAGAGAUGUAGAAUGCUAUUGAGAGGUACUACCCUUCAUUGGAAAUGAAUAGUAGCAAUAAGGGUAGUCUGAUUCAUCAGGCUGUAAGACACCAUUCAUUGGUAUAUACAGCCUGAAACUAAUCCCUGCAAAAUCAUGUAAAUGUUUCUUACAAUCCAGAACGUUGAAAUUAAAUGACAUUUAAACUCUA